Saccostrea echinata is the source of this 1384-nucleotide messenger RNA. Its product is annotated as large ribosomal subunit protein mL45-like. The transcript is spliced from 8 exons. Bases 14 to 1105 code for a protein of 363 amino acids. The record is from RefSeq and is a predicted model, not a curated record. Lineage: Eukaryota; Metazoa; Mollusca; Bivalvia; Ostreida; Ostreidae. Gene Ontology annotation, cellular component: mitochondrion.
UGGAAUACUGAUAAUGGCGACACCAAGAACAUUGAGCAUGUUUCUGUUUAGAGGUGACUUGAGCAGAUUGGCCACAUCUGUCAAACUUUUACAGCACACAGCAGCAGUUAAUAGUUGUAUGAAAAGCCAUGAACGAUAUAAAUUUACAUCCCCACAAAUCCAUCCAAAUCCAAAUGUAAAAUUUAAAAAGCACAGGGCCAGAAAAACCAUGAAACAGAUGUGGGAAUUUAUUGAGGAAAAACCAGAUCCACAUCACGUGACAGAACCAACCCGCUUAUAUACAAAAGCCAAGGAGAUAGCCAUUACAUCUAUUGGAACUAUUAUGAACCCAUAUAUUCCAAUGGAGAAAGAUGUCAGAAAAUCACUGAGUGAAAAAGAGUCAUUUGAAGAAUUCAGAAAGCGAACUCGGGCUAAGAUCAACAAUAUCAGAUUUGCAAGGAUUGUUAAGAAGUACGAUAAGACACAUAACCAGAAGGAGUUUCUAGCCCAGGCUCACCACAUCUAUAUCACAGCGCAUAAAUGUAUCGCAAGGAUCAGAGAAGAUGAUGAAGAAUUACUGGAUUAUGUCACGCAGGAUGUUUUUGGGCAAAUGACGAAUGGCAUGUAUGACAAGACUCUACAAUGGGAGUUUAUUGAGUCAGUAGAACAGCCAAGAAUAGUCAACGUAGCAGCUGGAGAUUUAUUGGUAAAGGAUAACGCCUAUGCCCAGAUUACUGUCAGAUUUCAUACCUUACAGAAACUAGCUAUUUAUAACCGCUUUGGGAGGCUGACGUAUGGUGACAGGGAACAGCCUCGCUAUGUACUGGAGUAUGUUGUGUUUGAGAAACAUAUCUCUGAUACUGAGGGAAGAUGGAGGAUCGCAGGUAAAGUCACACCUGAGUGGAAGAAAAAAGGCUUCUCCUUCCUCCACACAUGGAAACAGGAAGUUCCCGAGAAGGAGCCUAUUGGAUUAGAGGACUUGGAACCCUUUAGGGUUCAUCGAUGCAAUCCCGAGUAUCCUGAUGAAAUGACAAAUUAUCCUGAGGAACAAAGUCACAACGUGAAAUCAUCUGUAGAGACUGGACAUAACAAGAAUAGUCUGAAAGAAAAUGAAAAGUUUCAAUAAAUAACAUUAUCUCUUUUUGGAGUGGAAAUUGUGUAAUUCAUUUUGUAGGAAGGAGGACUUUUCACAGAGGGUUCAUUACUUAUGCUUAAGUAAUGGAUUUAAUGAUAGAAGUACACUACAAUUAAUUAUUAACGUAUGACUUCUGGACUAUUUCCUAAUGGUGUUCAGUAUUUAAUAAUGGAAGGGAAACAGUGCCUGGCCCAAGUGUGCACUGUUUUGUAUACAGGUGCUUGUGGAUCCAUACCAGUAUUGUGGAUCAAAAUAAAGAGUAUCAUUUGA